AUGCCGCCCUGUGACCCUCUCGCGGCGCCGGGGGAGAGGGCCGGAGGGAGGGGAGGGAGGGAGGGGCGGGCGGCGGGGCCGGGCCGCUCCAGCGAGGCCAGGCCGGGCCAGGCCGGGCGGAGGCCCAAGCGCGGAGCUCCUCUCCUCCUCCUCGGCCGGCCGCGCCAGUCCUCGUUCUCGGAGUCGGCGCUGGAGCGGAAGCUGUCGGAGCUGAGCAACUCCCAGCAGCGUCAGACGCUGAGCCUGUGGCUCAUCCACCACCGGAAGCACGCCGGGCCCAUCGUCACCGUCUGGCACCGAGAGCUCCGUAAGGCAAAGUCAAGUAGGAAACUGACUUUCCUAUACUUGGCCAACGACGUCAUCCAGAACAGUAAAAGGAAGGGGCCUGAGUUUACAAGGGAAUUUGAAUCGGUUCUGGUGGAUGCUUUUUCACACGUUGCCAGAGAAGCAGAUGAGGGCUGCAAAAAGCCCUUGGAACGAUUGCUGAACAUCUGGCAAGAGAGGAGUGUGUAUGGCAGUGAGUUCAUACAGCAGUUGAAACUGUCUUUGGAGGACUCCAAUAGCCCCCAACCCAAAGUUACAGAGGAGAAAAAGUCCUUGAAGCGGACAUUUCAGCAGAUACAAGAAGAAGAAGAUGACGAUUAUCCCGGGAGCUACUCCCCGCAGGACCCUAACGCUGGGCCUCUUCUGACUGAGGACUUGAUCAAAGCCCUGCAAGAUCUGGAAAAUGCAGCAUCGGGAGAUGCCACAGUGCGGCAGAAAAUUGCUUCUCUUCCCCAGGAGGUUCAGGACGUGUCACUCUUGGAGAAGAUUACAGACAAAGAGGCUGCCGAGCGCCUUUCGAAGACUGUGGACGAGGCAUGUUUGCUACUAGCAGAGUACAAUGGGCGACUGGCAGCAGAGCUGGAAGACCGGCGCCAGCUGGCACGCAUGUUGAUUGAGUACACCCAGAACCAGAAGGACGUGCUGACGGAGAAGGAGAAAAAGCUAGAAGAGUACAAACAGAAGCUUGCUCGGGUAACUCAGGUCCGCAAAGAGCUCAAGUCCCACAUCCAGAGCCUCCCCGAUUUGUCGCUGCUGCCCAACGUGACGGGCGGCUUGGCACCUUUGCCAUCUGCUGGGGACCUUUUCUCAACUGACUAGGGCACGUGGGUGUCUGCGCUCCCCCUUCCCCUCCACCCACAUUUUCAGUUACUACCAGCAGGACACCGGAGAUUCCCACCGCGUUCUCACACAGGAAGGACUGGACAUAGGAAGACUCUCCUUUGACCCUCCACGUUGUUGCAAUGGGACGGGCAUGGCUCUCUCUCGAAAGGAAGGAGGCAAGCGCCCUCGUGUUGGGCAGAAAAUUCAGUUUACCUUUGGCUGCCCCCGUUAGCACCUCCAGUUUCCACCACCGCCUGUGCAAAUCAUGUGUGUCGUCUUCUGAGAGCUUUUUAAGCAAAAGAAAGAAAAGUUGAUUUACACUUUUGCUCUCUCCCCCUCCUUCCCAACAUAUAAAAAAAGAACUGGAUUGUUUCCGAAUUGG
Molecule: messenger RNA, 1528 nt
Organism: Lacerta agilis (Sand lizard)
Lineage: Eukaryota; Metazoa; Chordata; Lepidosauria; Squamata; Lacertidae
Gene: RPRD1B
Product: regulation of nuclear pre-mRNA domain containing 1B
Biological process (GO): mRNA 3'-end processing
Cellular component (GO): RNA polymerase II, holoenzyme
Molecular function (GO): RNA polymerase II C-terminal domain binding
Source: RefSeq, a predicted model, not a curated record